This is a messenger RNA of Candidula unifasciata, 2055 nucleotides long. Lineage: Eukaryota; Metazoa; Mollusca; Gastropoda; Stylommatophora; Geomitridae. The record is from the annotation of a GenBank genome assembly.
CCUCAUUUUUGCAUCACUAGAAGAGGACAUGAAAUCUAUGACGAUUCUGUGAGGAUCUGCUGCAAUGGGGAGAUCAAACUGCGCGUCAGAGAUCAAGAGUGCUGUGGUGAUGAGAACUUAUACUUCACCAGCGUAUCGAUCUGUUGUGGAGGCAAGAUUGAGGAUCGAUUUGUGCCACCACGAGGGAGCGGACAGAGAACGUGCUCCAGCAACGAUGAACAGUGUCGUGAACAAAUGUGCUGUGGUGGAAAACCCGUGGACAAGGAAGACACAAUGUGUUGCCAGCAACAGUCCAUCCAUCUCAAUGAUACACAGCAGCUAGAAAGAGAUUUUCUUCAGUGCUGUGGCAACACAACCAUAAACACUGUAUCACAUUUUUGCUGUGGGGGUAAGACAUUUCUCAGACAUUCAGCAUUAGAAUGCUGCGAUGGGAAGAUCUAUGACAAACGAGCUGAGAGAUGCCUGACCACCUUCAAACCUCACAGAGUGGUCAGCAAAUACGAGCAUAUCUGCGGACUCCAGAAGUAUGAUACUAGAAACAACAGCUGCUGUAGUAGAACUCUGCAUGAUAUGCCAGAAAUGAACUCAUUAAACCCAACAGAACGGAAUCACAAGUUCAGCUGUUGUGACACAAUCGCGUACGACAGCACAACAGAAAAAUGUUGUAGAGAAAAUCACACAGGAUUCCCCACUCACACAAUUAUGAGGAAACCAAAUAUCUAUUGUUGUGGAAAUGGUUUCUAUAACGCUACCCACCAGGACUGCUACAAUGGUAGACAACUGGAGAAAGUAUUUGGCAAAGUUCGCUGUGGUUACACAUACAUAGAUGGAGACAGGGAACAAUGCUGUGGCAAUACUGUCUAUAGCACAGAGACUCACCAGUGUUGUACGGGUGACUCAGUCAGUGUAAUAUCUAAAGAUCAUAUCUGCUGUAACGGACAGGCCAGUAACGAAACUGUCUUUUGCUGCGAAGGCAUCACAACACGGGCUAAAAGAAGACCAGACGAUGACGAAUGCUGCUACAAUUUCAAAACCAAAGAAGCACAGACCUACAAUUCAAAGAAAAACGAACACUGUGUACAAGGAGAGGUCACACUGUUGCCAGAAGGUGCCGAGCCGUGUGGUCUAUUGAAUUUCUAUUUUCCGGAAUCUCAGAUCUGUUGUGGACAGCGCGUGUAUAAUAUUGCUGCAGGAUAUGAUAACUGCUGCGACGAUAAACCAUACAACAGUCUCAGCCAGCAGUGCUGCAACUAUGAAAUCAGCAAUAUAUCUCCACAGGAGGGAAGCUGCUGCAGUAAAGACUUCAGAGUCUACAGAUUCGACGAUAGAAACAACCCAUGCAGAAGCUCUUGUGGCAAUGUGACAUACGAUGAGGAAUUUCAGAUCUGUUGCGGGGGCGUUGUGCACGAACUGAGUGAGGACUCUGAGUGUUGUGGGAAUUCUGUGAUCAGUUCAUCGCGGGAGGGUUGUUGUGGAAAUAUGUUUCCUUGGUCGAGACGUGGGAAUACUCGAUGUUGUGGAAACAGGGAAUUGUACAAUAUACAGUAUGCAAAGUGCAAAAAAAGCAAGGUUGUCCACCAGAACGCCACGCUUCGAAAGCUGUCUGAUGUCCAGUAUUUAUGCAGCCAGUCUGGCAUGAAGCACUUGGACGGAGGUAUUAAACACGCUUGUGAAAGUAAACACAUUAUCAAAGCGAGGCUGACCCAUGUUCAACUCGUAGAAAACCAUAUUUUCAACAGCACUCUAAUUUAUUUAAACUUCUCUGACAUUUCUGCCGUGCGCAGAGAUGAACAGUUCAACGCAUCAUGGACAGAACACGACAAUCUUGUAUUUAGUAUACAAGUUCCAAACAACAAGAACAUCCAAUGUAAGAAAAGUUAUUUACUUAGAUUUUGUAAAGUUAUUGUUUUCUUCAGUGGAAGUUUGAAAGGUGGAAAUGUAAGAAUUAACAAAAAUUCUAAAUUUCUAAUGAUCAAAUAUUCCAGAAAAAGGGAAGCAUUAAUUACGAAAAAAUUGCCUUUUGAAUUCUGUAAGAAGAAUUUCAAUGUACAGUAA